AGGCGGAAGUGCAGUGGGCCGCCGUCUCCGUCCCGGCUGCGGCCCCAGCCUGUUACAUAACACGUUUGGGACUGCGAGUAGUCUCGCGUCUCAGCUCCGCGGGCCCCCAGGAUGCACUGAACCCCACGGUGCCGCCCGUAGUCGCGGCCCGCUCCCGCCAGAGGUGUGAAUGACAGAGGUGGUGCCAUCCAGCGCCCUCAGUGAGGUCAGCCUGCGCCUCCUCUGCCACGAUGACAUAGACACUGUGAAGCACCUGUGCAGCGAUUGGUUCCCCAUCGAGUACCCAGACUCAUGGUAUCGUGAUAUUACAUCCAACAAGAAGUUCUUCUCCCUUGCUGCCACCUAUAGAGGCACCAUCGUGGGAAUGAUAGUAGCUGAAAUUAAAAGCAGGACCAAAAUACAUAAAGAGGAUGGAGAUAUUCUAGCCUCCAACUUCUCUGUGGACACACAGGUUGCGUACAUUCUAAGUCUGGGAGUAGUGAAGGAAUUCAGAAAGCACGGCAUAGGUUCUCUUUUACUUGAAAGUUUAAAGGAUCACAUAUCAACCACUGCCCAGGACCACUGCAAAGCCAUCUACCUGCACGUCCUCACCACCAACAACACAGCGAUAAAUUUCUAUGAAAACAGAGACUUUAGGCAGCAUCAUUAUCUGCCUUAUUACUACUCCAUCCGAGGGGUCCUCAAAGAUGGCUUCACUUAUGUCCUCUACAUCAAUGGUGGCCACCCUCCCUGGACUAUCUUAGACUACAUCCAGCACCUGGGCUCAGCACUUGCCAACCUGAGCCCCUGCUCCAUCCCGCACAGGAUCUACCGCCAAGCCCACAGCCUGCUCUGCAGCUUCCUACCAUGGUCAGGAAUCUCUACCAAGGGUGGCAUUGAGUACAGUCGUACCAUGUGAUGCCAGCGGGGCAGUCUCUGCCAGGCCCCCCAUCUUUCCACCCUGCAGAGCCCACGUUCUUGUCCACUGACUUCUGCUGCUCUCUGCAAGGAGCUGGCAGCCACUUGCCAGCCUGUUGGCCUGCCUGCCCUAGCUGCAGGCCUGGUGCUACGUGGGCUCAGGAGCAGUGUGCAUCCAGUCUUCAACAGGAGUGGCCUCUGCCCCUCCAAGAGAGACUGGCAAGUGGCUCCUUGUCUCUACUCCUUGCUUCUGGAAACUUCUGCUUCCACCUAGUGCCCUGGUCCUGCCUCCAUGCACUUGCACUGGACCUCUCCCAUUGCACUGCCCCCCUGUCAACUCCUUCCUGCAAAGCCAGAAUGGACUUUCCGCUGCAAAGGAAACACUGUGUGGACACCAUUGAGCCUGAAGACAUAGGAACCUCAGAACAAUAGAAGGGAAUGCCAGGCCUUUUGUUGAGGACCAGCCUGAAGAAGCCUCCAUGAGGCUGGCAGGGAGCAGGCAGAGGAGGCAUAGCUCAUGUGAGGGCACAGCUCCAGGGCUUAGCCUCUGGCACGGACAGACCGUGGGACAGUUUUCUGCUUCUCAUUGACCAGCCUCCUGCUGUGCAUUUGCCACUUAGGGGAAAUCAUCCUGCUGUUGGCUCAUGGCAUGCUCCAUGCAAGCUGCCCUGCAAUGAGAGCUAAGCUACAGACAGGUAGUGGUAAGGCUCCUGGAGCCCUGCCUUCCUGACCUCUAUGAGCUGAAACUCCAAGCCUGGCCAGGUACAAGAGGUCAAGCCCCACACUGGGCAGCCCUGCUGCCAUGGGCAAGUAUGGCCUGGCCUUAGGGGCAAGAGACAGUCUGUGCUUGCAGCCCCUCAGCCUCCUAGAGCAAAGGCUGUGUUAACCUCAUAAAUCAUGCUUGCAGUGUGCAUAUGUCACACGCUUCUGGCAUCCCUCACCCUGGACCCUAGGCACUUGUUGCCGUGUCCUGCCUGGUACUGCUGCACUGUCAUAGGAGCCAGGGCAGAAUGUCCUUGCAGUCCCUCCUUGUUCAGCCUAAAGAAGAGAGGAACAGCCCUGGAGAUGGGGCCUUGGUGGCUGAGUACUUUCUUCCAGGACCAGGGCUUGCUGCAGCCUCAAAGGGUCCUCGUGAUGCAGGCAGGCCCCAUGCAGGAGAAGUCCCACUCAGCAGUGUUAGCCAGCAGGUGGCCCAGGUUGUGAUGACUAGCACGGCUGUAUGCUGAAGCCCCAAAUCUGAGCCCUCUCCUCUGGAUCAACAGUAAUCAUGUGAUUUUUAAUUUCUUACCCAUGUGGUCAGGGGAGUCUUGUAAAGGCUCCCCCUUGGACAUUUGUAAUCUAGCUCAGAGGCCUUGCCCUGCCUUACCCUCCCUCCUGCCCUCUAAUCAUGGCAGUGUCCAGCCCAGUGUUGAAUAGAUUGUAGUGUUUUGUCUCAUUAUAAAUAAAUAAGACUGUAACUGGUCUCA
Octodon degus (degu) is the source of this 2363-nucleotide messenger RNA. It is a transcript of the gene Naa60, whose product is annotated as N(alpha)-acetyltransferase 60, NatF catalytic subunit. The record is from RefSeq and is a predicted model, not a curated record. The transcript has 7 exons. Gene Ontology annotation, biological process: N-terminal peptidyl-methionine acetylation. Gene Ontology annotation, cellular component: Golgi membrane. Lineage: Eukaryota; Metazoa; Chordata; Mammalia; Rodentia; Octodontidae. Gene Ontology annotation, molecular function: histone acetyltransferase activity; protein-N-terminal amino-acid acetyltransferase activity. The coding region runs from base 170 to 898 and encodes 242 amino acids.